This is a messenger RNA of Drosophila elegans, 2518 nucleotides long. RefSeq lists its product as uncharacterized. Bases 717 to 1994 code for a protein of 425 amino acids. Lineage: Eukaryota; Metazoa; Arthropoda; Insecta; Diptera; Drosophilidae. The transcript is spliced from 8 exons. The record is from RefSeq and is a predicted model, not a curated record.
CCUUGCGUGAGGACGUGCGUAGAUCAUCAUUUAGUUGUCGGCGCAUUACGAACAUCGGAGGUUUUAAGGAGCGGAAAUAGAAGAAAAAAAAGUUGUAAAAAACGUUAACUGAACUAAAACCGCAGGAUUGAACUCUUUGCUUUGGCGUGCGUGUGUGCGAUGCAGUUUUUGUGUUUUUGACACAGCAUUUACCAAAACAGAAGGCGGAAAAUAGGAAAAGGAAUCUAGCAAAGGAUCUGCCAUAGUCCCAAACUGAGUGUGUGUGGGUGAGGCUGUUGCUUCUUCCCCUGUUCCUGUGUUUGUGUGUGUGCGCGCGUGUCAGUGUGUGUUUGUGCAGUCACGUGUUCUAAGGUGAUUUUAACGAGUUCCGUGAUACGCGAAAUGAGAUAAGGAACGAGAAAGGAGCAAAAAACGGAGCAGCAAGCGGCUUAUACGGACAGAAAAGGAGCAACAACCAAAUCCCCGUUCGCCAGGACACACAGGAUACUCGCUGGGUGCGCCUUAAAGGAUUGGCAGAUAAAUCAUCCGAAAAUUGCAUAAAAUAAAAUUGCUUGCCAAAUUGUGCGCAGCAAGAACUUAAAAAAAACAAACAAAAAUUGUAUGCAAAUACAAAUGAUAAAUAUGGCUAGCGAAUAACAUUGAAAAUAUUACAAAAACAUUCAGGAAAAAAUCACUUUAAUAAAUAUUCUGAAGUACCGAAACAAUAAAAUUGCAACAUGCGGUUUCUACAAACUGUCUAUCAAACGGCUUUAACCACCAUACUCCUGGCAAUCACAUUGGAGCUGACCGAGGCCCUGAAAGAUGUCCGGGUACGAAUUCCACACGCGGUGCGACGCAGCGAGAAGGCCAUUCUGAAAUGCUUCUACGACAUCGAGGAUGACAGCCUGUACUCGGUGAAAUGGUACAAGGGCAGGCGGGAAUUCUACCGGUACACUCCCAAAGAGACGCCGCCCAUGAAGGUCUUUCACUUUCCAGGCGUCAAAGUGAGGCGCGUGUCCUCGAACGAGAGCCAAGUGGUGCUCGACGCGGUAACAAUGGCUACAUCCGGUAAAUACAGUUGCGAAGUAUCGGCGGAUGCGCCCUCAUUUCAUACAUUAAUAGCGGCAGCAGAAUUGGAAGUUAUUGAAACACCGCACAAUGCGCCAUUCAUAUCGGGAAUACGUCCUCGAUAUCGGGUCGGCGACAUAUUGCGAGGUAAUUGCACAUCGCGACACUCGCGGCCGGCGGCCAAUCUCACAUGGACAGUGAAUAAUGAAGAGGUUAAUCCCUCUCUUGUGCGUCACCACAAAGUUCUGAGAGAUGCCCGCAACGAAAUGGAAACCGCAAUUGUGGGUAUUCACUUUGUGGUCACCGAACAGCACUUUGAAAAUGGAAAACUAAAGCUCCGCUGCAGUGCCCAGUUGCACGAUGUCUAUUGGAAAACCACCGAGAAAAUCGUCCUCGAAACGGAUCUUUUUCCCAAACACGGCAACGGGGCUAAUGGCAAUCAUGUUAAUCCGGACGAUUUCUAUGAUCAAUAUGCACUGCAUGAGGACAAUUUCCACAACAAGAAGAACAGUUAUUUAACGCAGCUACAGGACUUUUUCUUUCAUUUUGUACCCUCAGGCGAAGAAGACGACGGCACCGAGGGCGGCGGAUUGGAGGACGGAGGAGCCGCCUGGCGCGGUGCCGGCUCAUCGAGCUGCCGUCCGAGUCCGAGUCAAUCCUGGGCGGCUGUUGGAUCGCUGGUGGCGGUGGUGCUCAGCUGGACGCUGGCCAGGCAAUUAGUGUCGCCGUUGCAGGCGGUGACGGCGAUGACAAAGGCCGGCGGUGCAGCGUGCAACACGAGCGGAAGGUGCACAAUCCGGCGGACAAGGGCCGUUGGAAUGCGGGUCAGCGCAACAAAGGGGCAUCGCAAGUCCUGCCUGCGGGUCUCAAAAUGCAGCUGGAAAGGAUGCGAAUGCGGAUGCGAAUGCGGCAGGACCAACAGCAGAUACAUGAGGCAAUUAACAUGAUUCAAUUGUCACGCAACUCCAGUGCCAGUGCCACACUUCAGGGAGGAAAAGGGAUGCGGGGGUAGCCAGUAGAGUGGAGUCCAGCUAUAGUUAGAGGAUGUGCGGGAGAGUUCAGCCCAAGGCCAAGACCCAGAAGCAACUGCAGGAUGUAUCUAAAAAUAUUUACACUAACACACCAGACACUCGUUUCAGCUAGCUCAAAGUAACUUCAAAUGCAUUUAAGGAAAGAAUACAAAGCAUACAAGGACAAUGUAUCGACAUAAGCGAAAUACAAGCAAGCCGCUAGUUCAUCAUUAAUGCAGCAAUAUAUAAUUGUUUCAAUUUUCCUAAAACGGAGUUGGUUAAGGGGUUUGUUAUUUAGAAAACUUUUCCGAAUUUCAUGCAAUCUUUUGGAAAUUGUGAACCCAUUUUAAAACCUCUCCGCCAACUCACAAGUUCAUUUCACAAAGCAAAUGAAAAAUGUUGUGCUAAGCUUUUAAUUUUAGGUUCUCUAUACAUUUAUAUUUAUAUAUCAAGGUAAAGAU